This is a messenger RNA of Xenia sp. Carnegie-2017, 1939 nucleotides long. RefSeq lists its product as uncharacterized. NCBI's taxonomy places the organism in Eukaryota, Metazoa, Cnidaria, Anthozoa, Malacalcyonacea, Xeniidae. The transcript has 12 exons. The coding region runs from base 60 to 1559 and encodes 499 amino acids. The record is from RefSeq and is a predicted model, not a curated record.
UAUCAAUGAAACCACUGAGUCACAAGCAGCCUGUAUCUGUUACAUAGCUUGCUGUAAAUAUGUACAGAAGCACUGUUGCUAUUUCUCUGUUAGUGGCGAUUAUUACAGGGACGUGCAAGACACAAGAUAAUGAGUACUUGCAAUGCAAUACUUGCGUUAGCGAAGUCAAUUAUGCCAGCAGGGAUCCCGGAUGUCCCAUCUCUGGCGAGAACGUCAACAUUCAAACAUGUCCACAAAAUUUCGAUCGUUGUAUCUCGUAUCGAGCACGUAAUAUACUCACGGGAAAGAUGGUGUUUCGACGACAUUGCGCUAAUCAAAAGAUUUGUAAAUUGCAGUGUUUGUUUAAACAGCACUUUGAUUGUGAAAAAAGUUGUUGUAUAAAUGACUUGUGUAAUGACAGGAAAUUGGAAGUAUACAAGGUAGGAACUACGACACCUAGGACAAUAAAACAAACCAUAACGACAAAAUCAACAAAAACAACUGCUACAAUCAAAACCAAGAUACCCUCUACACCACCACCUACAAAGCCUAACGUCGCAAAGUCCACGUCAACCACUGCUAUCCCAGAAUUCACCACGACCAGUAAUGUUCAACACAGUACUACUAAAAAAGGAAAACCCACCACACAAGAAUAUAUAACGACAACAGAAGAACAAUUAUUAGGAGGACCAACAGACCAGGAAAUAUCAACAGGGAAGCCAAAUCCCAAUUGCAGAGAUCGUAGAAAAGAGUGCCCGCUAUAUGCUAGUUAUCCAGCGUAUUGUCAAUAUACAAGAAACUUCAUGUUAGUCCACUGUCCAGAAAGUUGUAAAUUUUGUGAAAGAAUUCCAAGAGGAGCAAGAACAAGACCAACUACAAGUGGUACAACAACUGUAAGUUUUACAGAAGUACAAACAACCAGCAAUCGUGUGAUUGAAGGACCAAGUAAAGGUUGUGAGGAUAAACGUAAAAGAUGUGGACAUUUUUCAAAUUUUGAUGGAUACUGCGGGUAUCAUAAAGGUUUUAUGAUGACAUACUGUCCUCUAUCCUGCAAUUUUUGUGAUGAAGUGCGCCUUCCAGAAUCUCCAACCAAUCCGAAAACAAAAGAACCUGCGAUAACCAAGGAGCCAACAAGUACAUCAAAGACAACAAUGGCUCAACAAGAAACAACUAACAGUUUUGAUGGGGAAGACUUGAAUGACGGAUGUGUUGACUUAAGAGAAAACUGCACAUUUUACGCAACAAAAUAUGAUGGAUAUUGCGAGUACAAUAAAGAUUAUAUGGAGAUUUAUUGUCCAUUUUCUUGUGGAUAUUGUGGAACAACAUCAAUAGAGAAUGCUUUUCCUCAUCCUCCAAUUUUCCAUAAUGGCCAUAACGUGAGAGAUUUUCCAGAUUUUCCAGCACCCCCCGUCAGUAAAGAUGCAAGAUGGUUAACUCUAUCUUGCAAUGAGUGUAAAAAUGGUGAACAAGAAUGUUUUUCCAAAUGUAUUGUUAUUCUCAAGGAUGGUACAUAUGAACCAACAGGAAAUAACGUAUGUAAAAAAUUGCUUGGGCAGCCAGAGAAAAUUAUACCUUGUUAAUAAAUCUAUAUAAUGGAAUGUAGAAUAAUGACUUGUUGAAUACUCUACGUUUUCAAAUGUAAUCUUCAAACAACCAUGUAUGGAUGACUAGAGACGAUGUAAUAUUUUGUUCUCCAAUAUAUUUAAGUCCAGCGUCAAUUACCACAAACCUUAAAUUGCCUUGUUUUCUUUUUUCAAAAAACUGGAACAAAGUUUUGCUCUCGAAGAUGGAUAUUUUAUUUAAAUAGUAAAUGAUUUACCUGUAUAAUAGAGAUAGACAUCAUAACUUUUAAAUUGUAACUUGCAGUUAUAUGAUAUUGUGCAACCACAAUUGAAGAUCUUUUAAGUCAUUCUCAUCAUUGCCUUUGGCACUACAUUCAAUAAAAUCAACUUUCAUUGAA